GGGGCAACGGGGGCAGAAACCGCGGUGCGCGCAAUGGAGACAUGCUGAAUGUCUGUGAAACCACUUGUUCAAGAUCAGUUGGCACUUACAUGUAUGGCCAGUAACUAAUUUAAGGGAUUUUGCUCUUAAAGAGAUGAAACAAGAUCUACAGGACUAAGGGAUUGAUGCGCAAAAGGGGCCACCACUUACACGUGGCCAGAUUCUGUUCUUACCUUUCAGCAUUGCAACAUGGCGCGUAUCUCUACUAUAUUGUUCAUCUGCGUAACAUCUUUGCUCAGUGGAGUUAAGAGCGUAUCUGAGUUGUGCCGGGGGACGCGCUGUUUCUCUGGCCAGGACUGGAGCAGACCGUGCGUCGGAGCGCACUGCCAGGGGCGCACGGAGGCAGCAGCGACCCGACGACAGCUUCACCACUCUGCGCAGUCCAGACAAGGACAAGUCUACCAGGGUUACCAACAGGAUGCUCAUUACAGUCAUCACCAAGCCCAGAGCGCACCGCUGGCACCGUACACCAUCGUCCAACCUCAGCAGGGAGGGUAUGCGCAACACGCGGGCACGGAUGGCACCAGGAGGACGAACCCGAGAACCAUCACGGCGGAGGUGUUUCACCCUGGCUGCGCCGGUGGGACCUGUCCGACCACAGGCUCUCACCGCAAGACAAGUGAUGACAGUGCAACGCGGGAAUGCAAAGGGAUUGAAUGUAAACUUCCUCACCGGAUGCGCCAGAAGCCCAAGUCUUGCGUCGGAGACGGCUGCGGUGCGCAUGCAGGAGACGACGGGAGAGGACACUCUUCACCGGUUCAUGUGACGGAUAGAGCGGCGCAGUUUCUGGAUGAGCUUCCAGACUUUGGGUCGGAACGUGGCGCAUGGAUACAGCUGACAUGUGACAUGAAACCAGGGUCCAAUGAGCUCCCCUCAGAGGACGCUCUUGUGCUGCAGCUGCAGCUGUCAAAGAGCCAGGAGAAGCUUGUUGAGGCCCUCAGGGGCCAGCAGGACGAGGUCAGGGAGCUGCAGAGGCUCCUCACUGAGCAGCAGGGGACGCUGGUCAACCAGCAGAGAGAAAUCCUGGAGCAGCAGAGGAGGAUGUAUGAACAGAUGGAGCAAGUUAAAGCCCAGUACAACAUCAUGAUGGAUAGCAUCAAACAAACAUCUUUCCCAAACCUCCAGACAGAGCUGGACAGUCGCAUGGAAAGCAUGAGUGGGCAGGUCAGAGCUCACCAAGCACAGCAGGCUCUGUCUCUGCACAAGGUGGACAUGGAGGCCAGCGUGAUGGAGGUGGGGCGCUCCCUGUUGUCCUGCGGGAGCUGUGGUCCUGAGGAGUACUGUGGCUUCAGCAGUGGUUAUCCUCGCUGUGAGAAAUGUACCAUCUGUCCUGCCGGCUUCUUCCUGGUCGACCAGUGUUCAGUCCACACAGACAGAAUCUGCCAGGACAGAGAUGAGUGCCUUGAAAUAGCUGAUCUGUGUGGAGAUGUACAGAAAUGUCUCAAUACUCCAGGUGGAUUCAGGUGCCAGGGCAUGACAGAGCGAGACGCCAACUCAGGAAUGUGCGGCCAUGGCUACUUCUUCAACUCAGACAUGGACGAGUGUCAGGCAUGUAAUGAGUGUGACGGAGACCCAGUGGCUUCACCUUGUACCUUCAUCACAGACACCAUCUGCUCUGGCCCUACUACGUCAGGUGACAGCACCCUCUCUCUGUCCUGGGCUGGAGAUGUGAAUCUGCCUGGCACAAGAGGCCACGUCCUGGCUCAUGCCUUCCCCAGCGUGCAGCUUCACAUCCUGGGGAGAAGUGAUGCCGCUCUGGUCUCUGCUGAGGAUGGGCGCCUGGUGCUGAGGCAGCACGGUCUGAUCUGGCUGGAUGAGAAUCUGUCGGUGAGCCACGGCUGUCGUAGCUUCAUCCAGUUGUGUCUGCGUAUGAACAGCACAGACAGCUCUGAGGGCCGCGAUCUCAGUGGCGUCAGGAUCGAGCAGCAGGAGGCAAGGUCGCUUCAGAGUGUCAGCAUCAGUGGGGUAGCAGAGGUCGCCCCAGGUCACAUGAUCUCCAUCUUCCUCAGGAGCGCGAGCCACCACUGUAACCAAAGCAGUGAAGGUCUGCAGCUGCACGACCCCUCAGCAGCUCCACUCAGUCUCCUCUGGCUCUCCCAUGACACCGGGGCUGUUGCCAUGACAGCACAGGCCAUGGUGUCUGCACACUACCAUACAAACUAUCGCCCAGUCUUCCGCACCACCUCCACCUCUGACCCUUAUGUUGUGGGACUGACUCAUGACGGCCGUGGGAUCCGAUUUGCAGAAAGUGGCACAGUGCGUUUUGUGUUUCAGCAGGCGUUGUACUCCAUGGGCCAGGCGUGUGUGAGUGAGGGAUUCCAACUGUUGGCGUACCUCAAUCGUAACGGAACUGGCACAGAGCUGUGUCGUACCUUCAAACCAGGGGUCCACUAUCGAGACACAUCCUUAUCAAUGUCUGGAGCGGCUAAAGUUGACUCUGGGGACACGCUUGGCUUUGAGAUCCUCUCUCCUGCUCAGUGCAACGUACGUUUCUUUGGCGACGAGACAGGCAUCAGUAUCCUCAGCUUGGUUUGGGUCCCUGCAGCUAUCUCUUCAUCUCUGUCUGCUGCCGUGUCUCACACUGGCCUUCCUUCAGGAGCAGUUCGAAACAAACCACUGUUCUUCCGCCAGACCAGCGCUCAGGUGUCCCAGAUGGAGCUGCUGGGGAAGGGAUCCAUAGAUCAGAGACGAGAUUUUGUCUUCAGGGAGAGUGGCACAGCUAGUGUGGCUCUGGAUCUCAAACUCAUUCACUCCUGCAACCUGGUCAAGGUGACUCUUCUGAGGCGAAGUGAGGGGACAGGAGGAGGCCGGGAGGCAGAGGGAGCGCGACCUGUUCCUCUGGCCCAGCAGGUGGGUGGUCAGAUGCCUGACGGCAGCCGUUGGGCCAGUAUUAGCCUGCGGGCGUCCUUCCAGGUUCAUAACGGCACAGCGAUGUUCUUCACACUGGACUGUGUACGCGGACGAGUCAACCAGAUCAGCUACCAAACAGGAAGUGGAGUGUCAGUCCUCUGGGUGGCAGCAUAAGAGAAAAGUUGACCAUGUUGGGGUUUUUUUAUGUGAUUUUCCUGUUCAAUAGACCAGAUGUUAAAACAUUUAUAUGAUGGAAUAGUUUCAUUGGUUUGAUUUUAGAGGAACAGUUUGACAUUUUGAGAAAGACACUUUUUAACUUUCUUGCCAGGAGUUAGUCGAGAUUAUUGAUAGCACUCUCAUAUCUGUCUGUUCAAUAUAAAGCUAAAGCCAGCAGCCUGUUAGCUUAGCUUAGCUUAGCUUAGCAUAGAGAUUAGACCCAGAUGGAAACGGCUAGCCUGGCUGUGUCAAAAGGUAACUAUUAACAUGUUACGUCUUGUUUGUUUAACCUAAGCAAAGUGUAAAAGCAACAAGUUGUGGUUUUAUGCCAGGCUAGCUGCUUCUCCUUGCCCCCAGCCUUUAUGCUAAGCUAAGCUAACGUCUCCUGGCUGUAGAUGUUAGCUUAGCUUGACAUAAAGAGGCCUGGCUCUGUCCAAAGGUAACAAAACAAACCUGUUAGCACAUGUAAAACUCACUAAUCAAAACUUUUUUCACCUAAGAAAAGUGUAAAAGCAAGGUUUUAUACCAGGCUAGCUGCUUCUCCUUGCCCCCAGCCUUUAUGCUAAGCUAAGCUAACCAUCUUCAGGCUGUAGCUAAAUGUUUAGGCUACCACUCCCGUAUCUGUCUUUAAAUAUGAAGUUAAAGCCAGCGAACUCUUAGCAUAGCUUAGCAAUAAUAAAAUAAACUAACUGUCUCCUGGCCAUAGCUUCAUAUUUGACAUAUAGAUAUGUGAGUGGUAUCUAUAUUCUCACUCUGCAAGAAAGUGAAUAAGCAUAUUUCUCACAGUUUGAACUAUUCCUUUAAGCUGCUUGACUUUGUAGUGAGUAGCCUACAGCUAAUUUUGUUCAAACAUGGACUUUUAUUUAAAAAUGUAACAUCAUACGUCAGUAAUUGUAUUUAUAACAAAGCAAGUAUUAGUUUUGUGUAAUGAUUUCUACAUUAAGUAAAUGGUGGUUCUGAUCUGAUCUCACACUUGUGUUUUCUGCUUUUAUAUGUUUAGAAAUUCCAUGUGCUCUACUUCUGUCUUUUAUUUAUGUAAUUCAGUUAUUCUGUUGACACCAAAAGACCCCCAGCUCAUUCCCACUGUGACUACAGCAUUUUCUGCUGUCACCAAAAGCUGUACGCUGGUGCUGGUUUCAUUCAGUAGUGUGUUUUUUAAGAGCAUGUGUUUCAUGUUAGCCGCCAUUUUCUAAUGUGAAUAUCUACUGCAUGCCUUGUUUAAUGACCACUUCUGCAUAUUAUGGACUUAAAGAGAUUCAUGUGUGUCUCACUGAGGCCCUGUAGACAUUAAACUGCCCUGGAGAGACACCAUGCUAUUUUGAAUAUUAACACCUUAAGGCAUAGUUAUUGUUUACUCAAACUAAACUGUAAUAAAGUGUAUAUUUGAUGUUUUAUA
Epinephelus moara (kelp grouper) is the source of this 4501-nucleotide messenger RNA. RefSeq lists its product as uncharacterized. Gene Ontology annotation, molecular function: protein binding; calcium ion binding. The record is from RefSeq and is a predicted model, not a curated record. Lineage: Eukaryota; Metazoa; Chordata; Actinopteri; Perciformes; Serranidae. Bases 229 to 3063 code for a protein of 944 amino acids. The transcript has 6 exons.